GCCAAUAAAUCAAAAGAAAGCUGGUCUCUGCCUUCUGAAAUUGAUUCUCUGAUUCCCUCCCAUAGGUGGGAUCAGAGGAUCGUCUUCUUGCCGACCCCAUUGGCGUAUGUAUGUAUAUUGAUUGAUUGAUUGGUACACACAUACAGAAAUAUAUUGGCGGAAACCAACCCUCCAUGCUCUUGAAGCCUUGUGAAAUUCGAGGACUUGUUGCAUGGACUGAAUGAGCUUCAUUGACACAGAACAGAUUUGGGGAAUCAUAGAGGUUUGAGUUUUGGUCUUUUGGUUUCUCCAAAUGGGUAUCCCACAAGCUGACGGAAAAAUGGAGGGCUGGCUUUACCUUAUUCGACCAUCCCGAUUUGGGUUGCAAAACUCGCGUAAAAGGUACUUUGUCCUUGAAGAUAACUGCCUUAAGAGCUUCAAAUCAAAGCCCAUCUCGGAUAAAGAGGAGUCAAUAAGAAGUGCAAUUAUUGAUUCCUGCAUUCGAGUUACAGACAACGGAAGAGAGAGCUAUCAUGGAAAAGUGUUCUUUACCUUCUCCCUAUGUAAUACAUCAAACCAUAAUGAUCAGCUCAAGUGUGGAGCAAGUCGCCCAGAAGAAGCAGCUAGAUGGAUCCGUUCUUUACAGGAUGCUGCACUAAACCCAACUAAGAAUUUUGUGGCUUGUUCUAAGAGAAAAUGGCAGCCUUUUAGAUUGACUGUUUCAAAGAGGAGUGCCCGUAAAAAUUCGGUAGACUGGACUUCUUCCUCAUGCAUGCAUAUGGAUGCAAUGACAUCUGAUGUAAUUGCACCUUCGCCAUGGAAAAUUUUUGGCUGCCAAAACGGAUUACGGAUGUUCAAAGAGGCAAAAGAUAAUGAUUUUGGUGGGAGGCAUUGGGAUGAUCAUCCAGCAAUAAUGGCAGUUGGUGUAGUUGAUGGAACUUCAGAGGCUGUUUUUCGCACUCUUAUGUCUCUUGGUCCUUCAAGAUCAGAAUGGGACUUCUGUUUUCACCGAGCCAGCGUGGUUGAGCACCUUGAUGGCCACACAGAUAUUGUUCACAUGCAGUUAUGGAAUGAUUGGCUACCAUGGGGAAUGAGAAGGAGAGACUUUCUCAUACGGCGUUAUUGGAGAAGGGAGGAUGAUGGCACAUAUGUAAUUCUAUUUCAUUCUGUAUUCCACAGAAAGUGUCCUCCACAGCAUAGCUAUGUCCGAGCUACCCUUAAAAGUGGAGGAUUUGUUGUAACUCCCAUUAACCAUGGAAAAAAAUCAGUUGUAAAGCACAUGCUUGCUAUUGAUUGGAAGUUCUGGAGAUCAUAUUUAAGAAAAGGUUCUGCAAGAUCCAUAACUAUCUGUAUGCUUGGGAGAGUUGCAGCAUUAAGUGAGUUGUAUAGGGCAAAAGCAGGAGACUACUCCUCUUCGGAAUUCUCAUUUGUGGAGAAGACUAAAGAUAUCGGAUUGCAAAGUGAAAAAGCAAAUAUCAACAUUGAAGUUGCAAACCCCGAGGAGCUAAUAGCCAUAGAGGAUAACAAAAAGGAGGAUGAUCCAGAAAAUACAGCUUCUGGGAAUUCAAGCCUGCGUGGACUAAAUGAUGCAGGUGAUGAGUUCUUUGAUGUUCCUGAGCCAUCAUCAGAUGAUGACCAACUAGAGAAUGAUUGGUGUUCUGAUCAAAAUUUGCACUAUCCGGAAGUUCACCACACACGAUUGUCAUCGGCUGCCGGUUUUGUGAAAAAAUUGCAUGGCCUUGCUACUCAGAAGAAGGGUUAUGUUGAUUUGCAAGAAGCAGCUUGGGAAGAAAAUGUGCCAUCAUGUUGUUAUGGGGCAACUCUUGCAAAAGAUCCCACUUGUAAUAUGCCUUGCAGUUGGACAACUGCCGACCCUUCAGCAUUUCUAAUCCGAGGAGAAAAUUAUUUACGUGACCGUCAUAAGAUCAAGGCGAAAGGGACAUUGAUGCAAAUGGUCGGUGCAGAUUGGCUAAGAUCAGAUAAACGUGAAGAUGAUCUUGGUAGUCGUCCUGGCGGCAUUGUUCAGAAAUAUGCAGCUAAUGGUGGACCAGAGUUCUUCCUUGUCGUUAACAUUCAGGUGCCGGGUUCAACUACAUAUGGUCUGGCACUAUAUUUCAUGACAAAAACUCCUCUGCACGAAACCCCUUUACUGGAAAGCUUUGUCAAUGGAGAUGAUGCCUACAGGAAUUCAAGGUUUAAGCUCAUACCAUACAUUUCUCAGGGGUCAUGGAUAGUAAAACAGAGUGUGGGGAAGAAAGCUUGUUUGAUAGGUCAAGCACUCGAAGUAAAUUAUCAUCGGGGAAAGAACUACUUAGAGCUUGGGAUCGAUGUCGGAUCCUCAACAGUGGCAAGGGGGGUAGUCAAUCUUGUUCUUGGUUACCUCAACAAUCUUGUCAUCGAACUCGCAUUCUUGAUACAGGCUAAUACACAGGAUGAGCUCCCGGAAUGUCUGCUUGGAACAUGUCGGUUUAAUCACCUCGACGCGUCCAAAACCGUUGUAGUAACACCAUGAUUAUCAACCGCCAAGAAACUGUUCAACUUGUCAAUGCAGAUGCAGCAAAGUGUUGAUUAUUGAAAAAAAAUAAAUAAAUCAGUCAAGGUGAAGAGUAGGUGGUGGUUGAAUCUAGAAGAGAUAGUAUGUGCAGUGGGAAGCUGUUACUUUCGAGUGAGGCUAUUCAUUUUGUAUAAGGUUGUCUCUUCUCAAUCAAAGGCUUUAGGUUCUUUUCUAUUCUUUGUUGAUUCCUUUAUAAUUUUGUUAUUAUUAGUCAUAUUAAUAUUAAUAUUAAUAUUAUUAAUGUAUUCAAUAGGAAUAUCAUAUGAAGGAAGGGUGAGCAUUUGGUGAAGCAUAUCUAAUUCU
Messenger RNA from Diospyros lotus (date-plum), 2836 nucleotides. RefSeq names its product protein ENHANCED DISEASE RESISTANCE 2-like. Bases 293 to 2491 code for a protein of 732 amino acids. The record is from RefSeq and is a predicted model, not a curated record. Lineage: Eukaryota; Viridiplantae; Streptophyta; Magnoliopsida; Ericales; Ebenaceae. Gene Ontology annotation, molecular function: lipid binding. The transcript has 20 exons.